This is a messenger RNA of Acytostelium subglobosum LB1, 4200 nucleotides long. RefSeq lists its product as hypothetical. The record is from RefSeq and is a predicted model, not a curated record. The transcript has 4 exons. Bases 1 to 4200 code for a protein of 1399 amino acids. Gene Ontology annotation, molecular function: protein binding; ATP binding; RNA binding. Gene Ontology annotation, cellular component: intracellular anatomical structure. Lineage: Eukaryota; Evosea; Eumycetozoa; Acytosteliales; Acytosteliaceae.
AUGUCUAAGAAGUCUGGGUCAUCUUCGUCAUCAUCAACAACGUCAAAGGAUGACAAGUCAAAGACAAAGGACGACAAGUCAAAGACAAAAGAUGACAAGUCAAAGACUAAAGACGAUAAGUCAAAGCCUGCUGAUGCCAAGGGCAAGAAAGGAGUAGAUCCACCAGCUGCCCCAUCUGCCAAAGGAGGAGACAAAGGAAAGAAGGAUGGACCACCAGCCCCUGGUGGCGCAGCUGCACCUCCAGGUGAACCGCCCAAGCCAAGAUGGACGGGUAAGGUACCUGUACAAUACUUGAAUGAGUAUUGCCAGAAACAGCAUAUGGAGAGACCGGUGUUUGGUGAGACAAAGCCAGCAAAGUCGACGACAGGUGAACAGUUGCAUCGUGCAAAGGUUACAUUGACAUUCGAAGGCAAGAAGAAGAUAAAGACGACAAAGACAUAUAUGCCACCGCACUCUAGUCCAACAAUGCUGGAGGCUAGAUCAUACGCUGCAUUGGUGGCCCUGCACGACCUGAUGGGCAAUACAAACAUCAAUAAGCUGUUCCCGCCCGAGUACACUCCCUUUUGGCUUCAGCUGACUGAGGAGGCCAAGAUCCAGCAGGCCGAGCAGGAGAAGUUUGAGCGCGAGCAGCAGGCUGAGGAGCAGCGACUCAAAGAGGAGGAGCCCACUCACACACAGCAGGUGCCCUCGAUCAACAUGUCUGAGGAGGCCAUCCGCGCGGUGCACUCACUGGUCAAGCAGAUGAACCUCCACGUUGAGACGACGGCUGGCAGCGAGCCUGGCGAUGUGGACAUGGCCGAGCUGAAUGAGCGAGAGAUGGAUGCGCUAACCUCGACUCUGAACGGGUUGGGCUUCAAGAACAGCGACAUCCAGGCGGCGUUUGGUCGUGUGCGCGACCUUUCAAGUGUUGCCAAUGUAAUAUCAUGGCUAUGUCUUAAUGUGCGCGAAUCUGAACUGCCCGCCUCAUUCAGGCCUAAACAUAUUGGAAUCCAGAAGAAGACAGUUGUGACACAGGCCACUGGCAAUGCAGAGUUGGAUGAGUGUGUGGCUAAGCUGGCCGCGUAUGGCUGGACUGAGAAGGAGAUACACUCGAGUCUGGAGGAUGGCGUCGUGGGCGACAACAUGUUGGCCAGAGCUUACUACAAGCUCACUGGCGUUGAGAUCAAUACCGAUGGCACUGGAGACGCAGACAUCAAAGGCGACGAGCUACAGGCUUUACAAUCAAUCUAUGAGGCCACAUUCAAGGCCCUGACAAAGGAUCACUACAAGGUGCGUCUGGAUGAUGGACUUGGCGAGCUGGAGGUCAUCUUCCCCGCGGCGUGCAACUAUCCCGCCAACCCACCCAUCUUCCUGUUCCUGCCUAAUGAUCGAUCAAAGCAUCAUCGUGCAUACCGCGUGUGCAAGGAGAUGAUCAAUCAAUGUGUGACUCAAUCACUCAAUCAACCAAUGGUGUUCAUGAUAAUUGGAUGGCUGAACUCCAGCGCCAAGGACACACUCAACGCGCAGGUCAGCUCGAUAGACGCUCGAAUGGACCUAAACGAGCUCAGUAUUGAUGGCGCGAUCAUUGACCCACUGGGCAAGGCGUCGAGUGGCGGCAAGCAACAGACCAGACGAUCAGGCAGCGGAGUGGUGAUGAACAAUGAGAAGAUCAAUGUUGAGAUGAAGAACUACAUGGAGCAGGUCGCUCAUAAUGAGAAGAGCAAACCGAUCAGGAAGGUUCGCGAGUCCCUUCCCGUGUUCUCCAAGCGUCAAGAGUUCAUCAAUGUGCUUGGUGGUAAUCAGGUGGUUGUGGUCACUGGAGAGACAGGUUCGGGCAAGUCCACACAGAUCCCACAAUAUAUCUUGGAGUCCCUGGUGGCCAAGGGCCAGGGCAGCAGCUGCAACAUCAUCUGUUCUCAGCCGCGACGUAUCUCUGCCAUUGGUGUGGCCGAGCGUGUGGCAUCCGAGUGGGCGGGUGGCGAGAAAGAUCGAGUCGGACAAACAGUUGGCUAUCAGAUCAGAAACGAGGUAAAGCGAAGCAAGGACACCAGACUGCUAUUCGUGACGACUGGUAUCCUGCUGAGGAUGAUGCUCGAUGCCAACCCCAUCGCUGACGUAUCGCACAUCAUCAUUGAUGAGGUGCACGAACGCUCGAUGGACAACGACUUCCUGCUGAUCAUUCUCAAGCAGCUUCUGGUGAAGCGCAAGAACCUCAAGCUAAUCCUGAUGAGUGCCACACUCGAUGCCAAGCUCAUCGCAGGAUACUUUGGCAUUGGCGAGCAGGCCAUCUUCUCAAUCGCUGGUUUCACCUAUCCCGUCGAGACCAUCUAUCUCGAGGACUCAAUCAGACAAAUCAACUACCGUCCACCUUACUCAUAUGGUCGAUCAUCAUCAACUUCUACUACAUCAACUACAUCCACUACGUCAACCACGUCAACUACAUCAACAACAUCAACAACAUCAACAACAUCAACAACAUCAAACCCUCAAGAAGAGAUGUUGGAUGCGAUGGGAGUCAAGAUGGAUCAGAAGAGAAUCAAUGUGGACUUUAUCGAGAACCUUGUUGGAUACUUGGUCAGAAGACAAUUGAAUGGCAACGGCACACCCAAGUCGAUAUUGGUGUUUGUUCCAGGUUUCGCAGACAUCAUUCAGAUCAUCAAUGCAUUGAACUAUCGCGAGGACGCCUCGUCCAUGUGGUGCCUGCCACUGCACUCGUCUCUCUCGCCACGCGACCAGCAAAAGGUGUUUGAGCGCCCGCCCAAGGGCAAGGUCAAGGUGAUAGUCAGCACCAACAUUGCCGAGACUUCAAUCACCAUCGACGACAUUGGUGUGGUGAUCGACACUGGUCGCGUCAAUCAGAUGAACUAUAACGCAUUCACAAAGAACUCCAUGAUGAGCGAGUCAUGGAUUGCCCGUGCCGCCGCGCGCCAGCGUGCCGGUCGUGCCGGUCGUACAUCGGCGGGCAUUUGUUACAAGCUGUUCACCAAGAGCAUGGAGCAGCAGUUUGACGAGCAGGAGAUACCCGAGAUUCUGCGCACGCCACUCCAGCAGCUGUGUCUACACGUCAAGUUGUUCCAGAGCCAGCUGCAGCAGGGCAAGGCGCGAAAGAUACACGAAUUUUUGGCAAUGGCCAUCCAGCCUCCAUCGCGCGAGCUAGUGCAGCACGCCAUCGAGGAGCUAGUCUCGAUCAACGCCAUCGAUGCCAACGAGAAGUUGUUGCCACUUGGCUAUCAUUUGGCAUCACUGCCCGUCGACAUCUACAUUGGCAAGAUGUUGUUGUUUGGCUGCAUCUUCCGAUGUCUCGAUCCCAUCCUUACCAUUGCCGCCACACUAUCUUACAAGACACCAUUCAUCACCACAGCGCAAGACCGAUCACAACGACCAGGUGACAAGUUCAGCUUUGGUCAUCAAAGUGAUCACUUCUCAUUCUUUAUCGCCUACGAUCAUUGGAGAAAGUCCAUUCGUGAUGGCAACGAGUACCAGUUCUGCAAAGAUAACAAUCUCUCCAUUCCUACAUUGCGCACGAUCCAGGACCUUAGAGUUCAGUUCAUGGAACAGUUGUCAGAUAUUGGAUUCUUGCCUCAUGGUCUCAGCGUCAAGUCGAUCAACAAGGCACUGAAGCAUGGCAGUAGUGGAUCGGAUUUGGUAAGCGAGUGUUGUGGAGCGAUUUACAACUCAUUCGCAAGCAAUCAAAAGGUGAUCAAAGCAGUCCUCUGUGCUGGAAUGUAUCCAAAGAUCACAAGAAUCGAUGUACCCGAGGCCACCUACACCAAGGCAGCAGGCGGUGCCAUCCAGAACAAAUAUGAUCCACAAAAGCUGUUGCUACUUAUCCGCAAUGACAAGAGAAACGAACGAGUAUUCAUUCAUCCAAGAUCAGUCAAUACACAGGAGGGCGAGUUUGUCUCACCUUUCUUGUUGUACCAUGAGAGGAUGAAGACUUCCAGACUGUUCCUUCAUCAUACGACCAACAUCAGUCCACUGACAUUGUUGUUGUUCUCAAUUGGUGGAACAAUCGAUAUUGACCAAGCAUUCCAACACAUCACAUUGGACAAGUGGCUAAAGUUCAAAGCCAGUGGCAAGAUACUUGUAAUACUCAAAGAGGUUCGCAUGCUCCUAGACCGACUACUGGAGCUCAAGAUCAGUGAUCCAACCUACGACACUUCCUCCUCCGUUGUCAUUGACAUCAUUCUCAAGAUUGUAUCAAACGAAGGAUUUAUAUAA